AUGAAUCCAUUAAUUUAUACUAAAGCUAGGACAGCUAUGCGCUCCAGUGUUCUAAAACAUUGUUGCUGCCGUAAAAUAUGGUACAAUGACGAUAGCAGAAUUGCAAGUCUUGCUCUUAUGUGUACCAAUACGAGAGAUUUCAAGGCCGUUCCGAGAUCCAUUGAUCCGACGUCGUUGGAUGCAUCCCCAAUUGGCGUAUCCUGCCUCCAAAUUCGUCACUUUCACGUGUCACACGCGUGGAGAGGCCAAGAACCGUCCUCGAAAGUCGAGGAGACUGUCAAGAACCUUAAAGAGCAAAAGGAAGAAAAAGCAAAAGAAAAGAUGGCAGCUUUGCACACCUCGGAUGUCGUAAAAGCACCGGAAAAGGCUGUUGCUGAAAAGCGUACACUGUGGCAAAAGAUAAAAGCUGAGAUAUUGCAUUAUUAUCAUGGCUUUCGGUUAUUAGGGCUAGAUAUGAAAAUCUCGGUUAAAUUAAUAUGGCGAAUCCUUCAAGGGAAAGAACUCAGCAGACGAGAACAUAGAUUGCUAGUUAAAACCACAGGAGAUGUGUUCAGGUUGAUACCUUUCUCUGUGUUUAUUAUUGUUCCAUUUAUGGAAUUAUUGUUGCCUGUAGUAAUUAAAUUGUUCCCCGGACUACUACCAUCGACAUUUCAAACGGCUACUGAGAAGGAGGAUAAACUUAAGCAGGCUUUAAAGGUCAAAAUAGAGAUGGCAAAGUUCUUACAAAAAACUCUUGAUGAUAUGGCGGUGCAGUCGUCAGAUCACAGAUCUCAGAAAGCUAAAGAAUUUGCAGAAUUCUUUUACAAGGUCCGAACGACUGGUGAUGUUGCCAGCAACGAAGAAAUCUUGAAAUUCAGUAAACUUUUUGAGGAUGAGAUAACGCUAGAUUCACUUUCACGUCCGCAAUUAAUUGCGUUAUGUCGGGUAUUGGACGUGCAGACCCUUGGCACCACGAACUUUCUGCGAUUCCUUCUCAGAAUGAGACUGAGAAGUCUGACAGCUGACGAUAAGUUAAUCGAAAAGGAAGGAGUAGACUCAUUGACGAGAGCCGAACUACAGCAAGCCUGCAGAGCUCGUGGGAUGAGAGCGUACGGGAUGCCCGAAAAUAAAUUAAGAGACCAAUUAUCCCAGUGGCUCGAUCUCAGCCUAAAUAAGAAAGUGCCACCCUCGUUGUUGCUACUUUCUCGGGCCCUCAUGGUUUCGGAAACUAUUCCGAUGUCCGAUAAGCUCAAGGCCACGAUUUCCGCUCUACCGGAUGCCGUGGUGGCGCGCACAAAGGGUGCGAUCGGAGAAAAAGAGGGUAAGAUGGAUCAUAGAACGAAUAUUGAGAUCAUCAAACUGGAGGAACGGCGCAUCGAGGAAGAGAGGCAAGAGAGGAAAGAAAUUGAGCCACAGCCAACGGUGUCUGUGCACGAUGACAAGACGGACGAAAUCACAACGACAGACGUUAAAGUUCUAGAACAAGCCCUGGACUCUAUUGGAAAGGACAACAAGAAGAUGUCUGUGGAGAAGGAGGAGAUCAAGGAAUUGAAGGAGGAGAUGGCGGAGUAUCAGGAGGACAUCCAGGAAUUGUAUCAGAUCAAGGCCGAGGCAAAGGGUGAAAGGGACGUAGAAGAUAUUAAGGUGUCAAAGGGUGCUAAGCGACUUUUUAACAAGGUCAAUAAGAUGAUCGGCAAGAUGGAUGCCGUAUUGUUGGAACUUGAGCAGUCCGAGAAACAAAUGAAGAAGAAAUUGGAGUCCCUAGCCCCCGAAGAAAAAUCCGAUUCUAAGACGGCCGAAGAAUUAGUCAAGAUAGACGAACUGAUUGCAGCCAUUAAACAAAUCCAGAAUGUUCCUGAUGAGUCUCGAUUAACACGUAUAGCCGAAAUUUUAGGCAAGAUCGACGACGAUAGGGAUGGUGCAAUUAAAAUUGAAGACGUACUAAAGGUGGUGGAGCUCAUAGGAAAGGAAGAUAUAAAACUCAGCAAGAAGCAAGUGGACGAGUUGAUAGAGCUAAUGGAAAAGGAAGAGGUUCUAGAGGUAGAGGAACAGAUUCAAAAGGCUUUACAAAAGGAAAGUAAAGAUGCGAGAGGAGCGAAGGAGGCGAAAGAAACGGAAGAUGCGAGGGAGAAUAAAAAAGCAGAAACGCCUUCACCGGUACCUGCCGCGCCAGUGACAACCGAGCCACGCUUUCCGCAGGAAGAGCUGACGGAAAACUCCGGAAUACCUGGUAAAUCUGUUAAAGUCAGUCCUACAGUUGGAGACGACAGAAAUUCCACUUCAUCGGCAUUGAAAUCCGAUGCGAGCUCCGAUCCAGUUAACAAUCCUCCCAUUGCUCCAGGCGUGCCGCCUUCGCCGAAAAAAGCAGAAGGGUCGAAGCACCUGUGACCGCCACAGAACCGGACGUAAAUUGUACACUUAUUCAAACUAGAUUAAUGUUUCUUACCAAAUCAAGACACCCGAUUUACAACGACAGGCGCAUUGUUUUCAAAUUCGAAAAAUACAAAUUGCCUAGACGUGUUGGGUCUUGCCGUUAGAAUUGGCAUAAGGAAAGCAGAGGAGACGAAAAAGAAACUAGACUCGUUAGACCUUUUGCGUACGAUCUUCGCUAUAGGUGAGUCGCCGACUGGUUUCACAUCAUACCCAUACACUAUGUAAUAUUUUACUGAUCGAUUAAUUACCUCGACGUAUAGCUUGUUAUUUAUGCAUACGUGAAGAACCUUCAAAUUAGCUAAAUGAAGGCGAUGCAUUUAACGGCAUCUAAUCAUAAAUACUUUUCUUCCCGAUAUCCAAGUGACAAUAUGCAUGUGCUGGUCACAGUCGUGUGUCACUUGUUGCGAAUCAUACGGCUACUCGCGCAAUUUCAAGACGUUCUGCAUACUGUGGAGAUAUCAUUCCAUCUAUGAGAGAAAUUCGAUAUAGUCGUUAUGCCUUUUUUGAUUAUUUCCAUGUUUCUGUGAACUUGAGUCGUUUUGCAGGGGAGGAAAGAGAGUAUUAAAUAAUUAAUACUGAUGCCCUCAUAUGUGCGUGUAAGGCGACGAACGAGAUGUGAUGUACAAUUAUAAGUAUAUACUAAUUCUUCAUAUUUAUCUAUAAUACAAAAAGCAAGCGAAACAAACACGUCACAUAUUAUAUGUAUGUACUACUGUUAUAUAAAAAAGCCUAUACAAAAUGUA
Cephus cinctus (wheat stem sawfly) is the source of this 3155-nucleotide messenger RNA. It is a transcript of the gene Letm1, whose product is annotated as mitochondrial proton/calcium exchanger protein. Gene Ontology annotation, biological process: intracellular monoatomic cation homeostasis. Gene Ontology annotation, molecular function: ribosome binding; calcium ion binding. The record is from RefSeq and is a predicted model, not a curated record. Gene Ontology annotation, cellular component: mitochondrial inner membrane. NCBI's taxonomy places the organism in Eukaryota, Metazoa, Arthropoda, Insecta, Hymenoptera, Cephidae. The transcript has 7 exons. Bases 1 to 2367 code for a protein of 788 amino acids.